Messenger RNA from Adineta steineri, 1014 nucleotides. The record is from the annotation of a GenBank genome assembly. NCBI's taxonomy places the organism in Eukaryota, Metazoa, Rotifera, Eurotatoria, Adinetida, Adinetidae.
AUGAUUUUUACAGGUAUUUCAUACAAUCAACCAAAACUUUGUGCAAAUGCAACGUGGAACCAGACGGCUAUAACUUUUGCUACAAGCGCCACGAUUGGCUCGGCACCUGUAGGCAUGUAUGUCAAUACAAAUAACAGCGUCUAUGUCGCUGAUCAAACGAAUGGGAGGAUUCAAGUGUGGCUUAACGGAAGUACCACACUUACAGGCACACUCUCGGGUGGCUUAUCCGUACCCUAUGGCGUUUUCGUUACGUACAAUGGUGAUGUUUAUGUCGACAAUGGCAAUACAAAUUAUCGAGUUGAUAAAUGGGGAUGGAAUUCAACAAGCAGCGUUCCAGCUAUGUAUACCUGUGGACAAUGCUACGAUCUCUUUGUCGAUGUCAAUAAUAUGCUUUACUGCGUAAUGGGUCCGUAUCAUCAAGUUGUCUCAAAGUCAUUGGACACACGUUUAAAUGUAUGGAAUAUUGUCGCUGGCACAGGUACUGCUGGGUCAACAUCGGUUACACUUUAUAAUCCAUGCGGAAUGUUUGUUGAUAUUAACUUAAAUUUGUAUGUAGCUGAUACUUACAACAAUAGGAUUCAAAAAUUUGCCUCAGGACAAUUGAAUGGAACGACAAUAGCAACAGGAGCCAUUGUAUUAUCUCAUCCAUCUUCAGUUAUACUUGAUGCUGAUGGAUAUAUCUUUAUUACUGAUAACGCGAAUCAUCGUCUUAUUGGCUCUGGACCUAAUGGUUUUCGAUGUAUAGCUGCAUGUUCUGGAUCAUAUGGUUCGUCGUCCAGCCAAUUAUAUUUUCCACAUGUCAUGCGUUUUGACAGUUAUGGAAACAUAUUUGUCACCGAUACAUCGAAUAACAGAGUGCAAAAUGUUUUUUUAUUACCAAAUUCAUGUAAUGGAACGACAACAGUCACAACUAUGGCCACAGUUACUUCAAUGAAUAAUACUCAAUCAGUUUCUUUAACAACAACUGUUCCUGGAAUAAGUUCUACAACUGCACCAUAUCUAAAUCGUAUGUAA